UAAUUCACAUCAGAUUUUGUUUGAGUGGCAAAAACCUUAUAUAAAGAGCUCAUAAGAACAGAUCUAAAAGCAAACGUGAUAUAUAUUGGCAACAACAAAAAUGAAUUGCAAAAUUGGAUUCAUGAGCUCCCUGGUGAUUACUUCAAUAGUCAUCCUAUUUCUCUUGGUUUCAGGAAACGUUGAAGCUGAACCCCAAAACUGCAUUGGAUUAUGUAAAAUGCUUUUUGACUGUUCGGCCGCUUGCAUCAAGAUGGGAUAUGUAACUGGCCAAUGUGUCGGCUCGAAAAACCCCGAUAUAUGUUGUUGCAACCAUUAAAUGUUUCGUAUCUAUAUGUAUUUAAAAUAC
Messenger RNA from Camelina sativa (false flax), 346 nucleotides. RefSeq names its product putative defensin-like protein 73. NCBI's taxonomy places the organism in Eukaryota, Viridiplantae, Streptophyta, Magnoliopsida, Brassicales, Brassicaceae. The record is from RefSeq and is a predicted model, not a curated record.